GUUACCAUGUUUACGGCACAAUAAGCUGCGAGCUGCAAUUCUCGUGCAUUUGUACCGUAGUGACACCCGUCGGUGUUGAACCGCCCAUACGGAAACAACGACUAUCCUCCCAUCGCAAUCGAAGAGCGCGGUCAGACUGCGAGGUCACCGGAGCCUGCCGGCCGGACCAUGGGUCGCUACUCGGGGAGGUCGUUCCGGCUGAUCUGCAUGCUGUGCUUCACGUCGGUCUUCUUCGUCACGGAGCUCGUGAGCGGCUACGUGGGAAACUCACUGGCUCUCGUGGCAGACUCGUUCAACAUGCUGUCGGACGCCCUCUCGCUCACCUCGGGCCUCGCUUCGGCGAGGCUGGCGCGCUGGCCUGCCACGUCGAGGCACACCUACGGGCUGGUGCGCGGCGAGGUGGUGAGCGCCCUGGCCACUGCCUCGUUCCUCGUGGCGCUGUCCCUGUCAGUGGCGGUGCAGGCGCUCAAGGCCCUGUCCCAACCGGACGUCAUCGACAACCCCAGGCUGGUGCUCAUCGUCGGGGCGCUGGGGCUGUCGGUGAACUUGACGGGCUUGAUGCUCUUCCAAGAUUGCUUCUCGUGCAGCCGGCUGUGCGCGAGGUUCAACGCCGCGGAGGGCACGGACGAUCGCAAGCCGAGGACGGGUGACAAGUCAACGAAAUUAUUUCCCACACAUUUCAUUGCUAAACGCUUACACGUACUCAUAUUAAUAACAUUCAAGAAGGCCUUACUUAAUCUUCAGACAAUCUUCAGCAGCAUCAUGCGAGAUGAAGAAAUGGGAGCCUCCGUUAAAAGGUCCAAAGAAAAUGCCAUUAAUAUCCGAGGGGUGCUGCUCCACACGCUGGGAGACGCGCUCGGCUCCGUCACCGUGGUCAUCACCGCCAUCAUCUUCAACGUGAGGCCCAUAGCCAGCAAGGAGGAGUGCAACUGGCAGUGCUACAUUGACCCAGCCCUCACCAUCGCCAUGACCCUCAUCAUCAUCACCUCCGCGGUGCGUCUCAUACGGGAGGCGGCCGUGAUUCUGCUGCAGAUCGUGCCCCCGGACAUUCUCAUCAAGGACAUCGAGCAGAAGCUGAGUGGGAUUCCAGGCGUCCAAUCCAUCCACCGCCUGCAUGUCUGGCGGCUGACGGCCGGCCGCGACGUAGCCAGCGUUCACAUCAAGUGCGCGGGGAUGUCCGACUACGCCACGGCAGGCCUCCACAUCCACGACCUGCUGCAGCUGGAGGGCAUCGACGACAUCACCGUGCAGCCCGAGUUUGCGCUGCCGCGUCACGGCGACUGCGAGUUUCCCUUCCCCGUGGCGGACGACUGCAAUGAGCGUGGGGCCUCCAGCGUGGCCGAGAAGCCCGAGUGGAGCGCCACGACCCCGGUCACGGAGAAGGCCGGGGGCGAGCGGUUUGGGGCCACGCAGAGUGGAGCGGACGCACAAUGGGGAGCGCACGUCGUCACGAGGAGCUCCAGGUUGUGAUUAGUUGCUUGAAUGAGCAGAAAGAGCUUUUUUUUUAAAAAUGGAUUUGUCCCUCUCUGUCAUUUUCAUUAAUGUCAGAGCUGGCCUCAGCAUACGUGGCGCCGAGGGCAGACAACAAUUGUAGUCGAGCCAAUUGGCGCCCCUCACGGCGCUGUGCCCGGGUCAUCCAUCCCCAAGGUCGGCCCUCUCAUAAAGUUGAUUGAGGGCCAGCCUGGUGGAAGUGAGGUCUGUUUUACUGUUUUGCUGUCUUGCCACUGGCUGCUGAGUGAUUCUAGAAUUCAUGACUUUUAUGGGGGCAGGCAAUUGUAGAACAAUUGGACCUUGCUAGCGCCACCUCGCUUGAGAGAAUGAGAUCCUCCAUCCCCGUGUCUCUGCCACCCAGUGACUCCACAGUCAAAUCGCUAACCAGUUGCCUGCAACCUAUGGGUUGAAUGCAGUUAAAAGUGUGGGACAAAUGGCUGAGUCUCAGGAAAAUACAAUCACGUCCUUCUCCUUCAUCAUGUGAUGCCUUUGAUGGAGGCUGCGUUUCUGCCACUUGUGUUUAAAAGUCGAUGUCCACUCGCCACUGCGUUGAUUUAGAUGAUGUUCUCACGCUUGGGUGACCACUUUCAGUGGUAUCAUAUCAGGGAGGGGGCAUUUUUGACCCAUGGUGACAAGGGAUGGGGGGUUGUUUAUUCUUAAUCCUUAACAAGGUUGCAAAACUGUAUAAUUGUUACACUAAUAUCCAUAAUGAAAAAUGUUAAAUGUUUUUUUUAUAUAUGUUGGCUAAUUUAAGUGGCACUCUGGAGAUAUACAGUACAGUAUGUACGUAUUACAAUAAACAAGGUUCUCGAGAAAUAUUAAGAACCUUCAAUUGUAUUAUCUUGCGAAGAAAUAUUUAUUUAAAAAAAAAAUUUCGUUGUAAUCAACUUCACACUUAACCGCUGUAAUGUUACACUGUACAGGACAUCUCUGAUUGCAAUCGCCGUCUGAUCUCUUGAAGCCAUAUACGUUGUUACAUAUCACAUGUCAAAUAAAAGAUUGAUACAUUAUAGAGGCGCGUCGAUUCAUCCAGAUGAUUCCUGAAGCUCAUGAAAGCGUGCAUCGAAUCGCGUCGCGUUCGUGUUCCUUGUCACUGCAGCCACGAGAGACGCCACCACUGCUCACGACGAAGGUAAAGAAUCGCGUCGUGACGUUGAAUCGUGACGAUUAAUAGAAUAAUGUACAGCUCUAUGUCAAUGCACGAGAGUGGACUGGCACGCUGGUAAGUGCGGGUUGCCGAAGUGACGGCCCUAGCACUGGUUCAAAACAUUGCUGAU
Messenger RNA from Petromyzon marinus (sea lamprey), 2768 nucleotides. The record is from RefSeq and is a predicted model, not a curated record. NCBI's taxonomy places the organism in Eukaryota, Metazoa, Chordata, Hyperoartia, Petromyzontiformes, Petromyzontidae.